AUGGAGCCCAAGUCGGUCUUUCAGCUUGCUGUCCUCUCACUGCUGUCUUUUGUUUCGGGUGCUUACGCCGCUUUUGGUUACACUUCUUCUGGGGGCAAUUAUGUCGUCGACGCCGGUUCCGCCAACCCGCUCAUCUUUUCCGUGAGCCAGUCCAACUGCGAUAUCAGGUCGAUCAAGUAUAGAGGCACCGAGCUCCAGUAUGGAAGCCAGUUCACCCAUAUCAACUCCGGCCUCGGGUCCGCGACCGUCUCGAUCAGCCAGAUCAACGGAUCGAAAAAGUACAUCAAAGUUACUUGUGUGACGUCGACUUUGACCCACUACAUCGUGGUCCGCGCAGGCGAUAGCAGCAUGUUCUUGGCCACUUAUAUCACCGCCCAGCCUUCCAUUGGCGAGUUGCGAUGGAUUGCUCGUCUUCUGCCCGACAAGCUUCCUGGAGAAUAUCCCUAUGGCGAAGUCUCCAACACCCAAAGCUCCACUUCCACUGUUGAGGGCUCCGACGUCUUCGUGGUGAACGGCCAGACCCGGUCCAAGUUCUAUUCGUCAACGAGGUUCAUCGACGAGGAUUCCCACUGUGUAUUUGGUGGUAGCGACUUGAUGCACGUCUGCAUCAUGACACCGCAGCAAGAGUCGUCUUCAGGUGGCCCGUUCUUCCGAGACAUCAAUUCGAACAACGCUGGUGCCUCUACCAAUCUGUACAACUACAUGAACAGCGGUCAUGUGCAGACGGAGCCGUACCGAAUGGGACUUCAUGGACCAUACAUCAUGCAGUUCUCGCGCUCUGGAAUCCCAAGUGUCAAGAACGUGGACGUCUCGUGGUUCGGCGAGGUUGGUGUGACAGGAUGGGUCCCUCCUUCGGGUCGUGGAAGGGUCACAGGCACCGCCUCCGGUGUACAGAGCGGAAUGGAAGGUGUGGUUCACUGGUUCAACAGCGCUGCUCAGUACUGGGCCAGAACCUCCUCCAAUGGGGCCUUCACCUCCCCUUUGAUGAAGCCGGGCACGUACACCAUGGUUCUGUACCAGACCGAAUUCAAGAUUGCGACAUCUACCGUCACUGUCACGGCCGGACAGACCAGAUCGCAGAAUAUCGCCGGCACCUUCAACACCUCCCGCAAUACCCUCUGGCAAAUUGGUCAAUACGAUGGGCAGCCAGCUGGUUUCCGCAACGCUGACAAGUUCCUUCGCAUGCAUCCCUCUGACAGCCGCAUGAGCAACUGGGGUCCUCUGACAUACAAGGUCGGCAGCUCGCCACUCACCGAUUUCCCCAUGGCGGUCUUCCAGUCUGUCAACAACCCUGUGACGAUCCGGUUCAACUUGGGAAGCGCACCGGGAGCUGCCACGUUGAGGAUUGCCACAACCCUCAGCUUCGCGGGUAGUCGUCCGCAAAUCAAUGUGAACGGGUGGUCUGGCCCAGCACCAAGCGCCCCAGCCAAAAUUGAUAGCCGCGGCGUGACUCGCGGUGCGUACCGUGGCCAUGGUGAAGUCUAUACCGUAGCCAUCCCAACUGGCAAAUUGGUUGCAGGAAGUAACACCAUCACCAUCAGCUCCAUCAGUGGCAGCAGUGGGACAACGUUCUUGAGCCCCAACUUUAUUUUCGACGCUGUCGAGUUGUUCCAGUAA
Podospora anserina S mat+ is the source of this 1617-nucleotide messenger RNA. RefSeq lists its product as uncharacterized. Bases 1 to 1617 code for a protein of 538 amino acids. Gene Ontology annotation, biological process: pectin catabolic process. The record is from RefSeq and is a predicted model, not a curated record. The transcript has 2 exons. Gene Ontology annotation, molecular function: carbon-oxygen lyase activity, acting on polysaccharides; carbohydrate binding. NCBI's taxonomy places the organism in Eukaryota, Fungi, Ascomycota, Sordariomycetes, Sordariales, Podosporaceae.